This is a messenger RNA of Portunus trituberculatus (swimming crab), 702 nucleotides long. RefSeq lists its product as uncharacterized. NCBI's taxonomy places the organism in Eukaryota, Metazoa, Arthropoda, Malacostraca, Decapoda, Portunidae. Gene Ontology annotation, molecular function: nucleic acid binding. The transcript has a single exon. The record is from RefSeq and is a predicted model, not a curated record. Bases 1 to 702 code for a protein of 233 amino acids.
AUGGAGUACCAGACCAAUUACACUCUGACCAGGGAAGAGAGUUCAAGUCGCGGGUCUUCCGUGAGUGCUGUAGUCUGCUUGGCAUCAAUAAGACCAGCAUCUCCCCCUCUUAGACCACAGAGUGACGGGAUGGUGAAGAUAGUUCACCAGCUGGCCAAAUAUUGUCAUGACGACCAACACGACUGGGAAGUAUGGAUGCCUUAUGUGUUCAUAACCAACCGUUCUGCCGAACAUGAGGCCACUGGAUUCCCACGAGCAAAGCUAAUGUUCGGCAGGGAAAUUAGCCUACCAAUUGAUCUCUUCACAGGCCGUCCUCCAGGGGCAGAACUCCCAAACGACGACAGCGACUGUUACGACCGUACAGCAGUGACUAGAAGAGGCUUACCGCUGGGCGAGGACACACCUGAAGGUAGCCAAGCGAUGUGGAGGUGUUACCUAGGCCGCGCGAGGAAUGCUGAGUAUCAACCAGGCGACCUAGCCUGGUUAUAUAGCCUGCUUGGCAAGUCACCAAAAUUCCAGCCUGACUGGGAAGGACCUUACAACGUAGGAAAAGUGAUAUCCGCAGUGAACUACAGACUAGAAAUUCCUCAUAAAAAACGGACAAGCAAAAUUGUGCAUGUAGAUAGACUGUGGAAGCACCCAGGCGAGGGAGAGUUUACCUGGGGCGUGUGUAGUGAUGUUGUGUCGAGUGACAACAGCUAA